AUGUUGCGAGUAAUUGUGGGCUCUCGAUCAUUACUAUGGGUACAAGCAAGGGGAAUGGCCGUAAAGAAGAACGCCCCAGAACCGAAAUUCACGCAGAGUGCCGCAUUUCAAGGUCGUGGUUCCCGCGGAAUGCCAGUGUUCAAGCCAGAUUAUUACUCGUCUGAUUCAUACGGAAACAAAAAAGUGUUCUCGGCACUUGGAAGUAUUCUUGCCGUUGUCAUCUAUUUUGGAUGGCUGAGAGAACCAUCUGACUUGGAUGAAAUCUGGAGUGCCCCUCCACACAUUUUGACGUCGAAUUUAGAACGGAAAAUGCUGAGAGAGCAAAUCAAGCAAGCUCAGGAGAAAGGAAUGGAUACGGCACUUCUGAGGGCACAGCUGGAAUAUGUGGAUGUAAAAGAGGAAGCGUUGAGAAUUCAGUUCGAACAGAAGACGAGACAACAAGAACGGAGAAAUCAGCAGUCCUAG
Molecule: messenger RNA, 465 nt
Organism: Caenorhabditis remanei
Lineage: Eukaryota; Metazoa; Nematoda; Chromadorea; Rhabditida; Rhabditidae
Exons: 2
Coding region: 1-465 (154 amino acids)
Source: RefSeq, a predicted model, not a curated record